AUGGGAUCGCCCGGGCACGCGUCCCCCAAGCCGAUUCGAUCCACUCGAAGCAUUCACGGGCCACUGACACCCCCACGGCCAGUGCGCGGAGAGCCCAGCUUCGAGAUCCAGAUCGUCACAAGUCGACUCCGCAAUGUUUCGCUUGACGCCCUCUCCGAAACCGAAACAGAUCUCCGCCGGCUCCUCACCUGCGCGACGAGCAAAACUAUCCUUCCUUUCUCGGACGCCUUCACAGCCCCUGACUUCACUGAGCUUCUGCCCAGCGGCGUGUCGCCCACGGUCACCAAGGUUGGCGAGGCAUCGUACUCGGAAGUGUUUUCUGUCGGCGACGGCGACAGAGCGGUGGUCGUCAAGGUUGUGCCGCUGCUCGGCAAAACUGGCUCCAGCUCCAAGGGCAAGACUGUUGCUGAGUUUCCGGACUGCUCCGCCGUCCCAGACGUUGUGCGCGAGAUUGAAAUCACGCGGCGAAUGUCCCAGACGCCUGGAGGAGGAUUCGUAGAGUUCCUUGGUGCAUUCGUCGUUGAAGGUACCUACCCAGCCCAACUGCUGGCCGAGUGGGACCGAUAUAGUGACGAAUGUGGAACAGAGAACCUCAGACCAGACUCCUUCCUCCCCUCUCAACGCUACGCCCUUGUCGUGCUCGGUAACGGCGGAGAAGACCUCGAGAGUUACAGGUUUGAGAACACGCGCGGCUGGGUACAGGCAGCAGCGGUGUUUUGGCAGGUGGCGGAUGCGCUGGCAAGGGCGGAGGCGUGGACAGAAUUCGAGCACCGCGACCUGCACGAGGGGCAGAUUCUCAUCAACGAUGUCGACGCCGACCCACCAGCCCCAGUCACAGACUACCUCGACACACGAUCAACAGGUGUUCGCGCAACAGUAAUCGACUUUGGCCUCUCCCGCCUAGACAUGCCGGACCAGGGGGCCGUCUACUCGGCCCUGCCCGAGGAGGUCUAUGAAGGCGUGGGCGACCAGUGGGACGUGUACCGUGAACAGCGCGACGUCGUCGAGGAGGCCGGGGCAUGGGACUCUUUCCAUCCUUCCACGAACGUGCUUUGGCUGCACUACCUCGCGGCGCGCCUGCUGCGUUCCACGCCGACAUUACGCAAGCCAUACGCGCGACGAGGCAAGCGUACAGUCCCCAAAACGGCCGCGCAGGUCAAGACGGAGAUGGCGCGCACGCGUGCGGAGGCCGCAUGGGGCAUGCUGCUGGAGGUCGAGGAGGAACUGAGCGGGCCACAAAAAGCCGACUUCUCUUCGGCGCAGAAGGUCAUGGAUUGGGGACGGAAGCAGGGUUGGGUCUCGUAG
This is a messenger RNA of Cutaneotrichosporon oleaginosum, 1305 nucleotides long. RefSeq lists its product as uncharacterized. Gene Ontology annotation, cellular component: nucleus; cytoplasm. Gene Ontology annotation, molecular function: histone H3T3 kinase activity; ATP binding. The record is from RefSeq and is a predicted model, not a curated record. NCBI's taxonomy places the organism in Eukaryota, Fungi, Basidiomycota, Tremellomycetes, Trichosporonales, Trichosporonaceae. Gene Ontology annotation, biological process: intracellular signal transduction; mitotic cell cycle; protein phosphorylation.